AUGUCUGUAUUCACGUUUUUCAACUGCCUUGGCUCCUCUGGGCUCAAGCAAAGAGCUCUUGCCAGCGCAUCUCGUCCAGUCGAAGCCCCAGCCGACACGAUGGCCGCGCGACGCCCUGUGCUGUUCGUCCUUGCCGUGGCGGCAUGCGUCUGGCUGUUCUCGGCCAGCGCUCCUGAAGCUGAGGAGGUCUUCGUGGUCCAAAGCCCUGCCCUUCGUGGCCAGGCAGGUGCCUUUGCCGGCAGCAGCAUCGAGCUCGCUGCGGUGGAAUCACCGGUGGUGCUGAAGGCUCUUCCGGAGCCUCGCCCCAACGAUGCCAUGCUUCCGGUUGAGCUGAACAGGACUUCUCUUUACUGGGGCCUGCUGUUGAUUUGCAUCCUCUCGGUGCUCUUCUCCAGCUACUUCUUCAACUGA
Symbiodinium sp. CCMP2592 is the source of this 411-nucleotide messenger RNA. Lineage: Eukaryota; Dinophyceae; Suessiales; Symbiodiniaceae. The record is from the annotation of a GenBank genome assembly.